Molecule: messenger RNA, 531 nt
Organism: Lactuca virosa
Lineage: Eukaryota; Viridiplantae; Streptophyta; Magnoliopsida; Asterales; Asteraceae
Source: the annotation of a GenBank genome assembly
AUGGACGAACCUACCAUUGCCAUGAAAGAAAGCUUCUUCCACCACGUAAACUUCCCUCACCAGAAGAAGCUCGUCAAUGGAGUUGUCUUCCCCGCUAAAACCGGAGCUAUUCUCUUCUUCGGCUUCCCCAUUGACUCACCAUCCGACUUCACUGAAGUAGUUGAAGCUACAGGUUUCCUUCCCAUGGAGUAUAUAGGCGGCGGCGCAUUCCGGACGAAAGUUUUCUCCCGAGUUUACAAAGCUGCGAAGGUGGGAAUGAAGCUGGAAUGGAUAGACGAUGGUUCAGAUGCAGUGAAGAUUGUAAUAGGUCUGAAGCCUGCUUUCAUAAUCGAUAAUGGAAGAGGAAGGAAGACAUGGUUUAAUAGCAUGGUGACUGAAAGGGAUAACAUGGCGGUGAUUCAACCGGAGCCGGUGACUUUUGGCAAUGGUGAGGCGUUGCCGGCUGAUGUAGUGUAUGACAAUACGAGUGUAUCAAAAUCUUGGAAGAUGAAUGUGUGGCUAUUCGAUGGAAGAAAGGUGAUGUUUUACUAG